GGUACACAAGCUUUGGAAUCAGUUACUUCUCUCAUCUCAUCUCCUUUUCCUCGGUCUUUCUUCGUUUCAAAUGCCGGAAAACAUGAGCAUAUCUGUAAAUGGACAAUCCCAAGUCCCUCCCGGUUUCCGAUUUCAUCCCACCGAAGAGGAGCUCUUGCAAUACUAUCUCAGAAAGAAGGUUUCAUAUGAGAAAAUAGAUUUAGACGUAAUUCGGGAUGUUGAUCUUAAUAAGCUCGAGCCCUGGGAUAUCCAAGAGAGCUGCAAAAUUGGAACCACUCCUCAGAACGAUUGGUACUUUUUCAGCCACAAAGACAAAAAGUAUCCAACCGGGACUCGCACGAACCGUGCCACGGCUGCUGGCUUUUGGAAAGCGACCGGCCGAGACAAGGUGAUAUAUAGCAACUGCCGGCGGAUCGGAAUGAGGAAGACUUUGGUGUUCUACAAAGGGAGAGCCCCUCAUGGCCAAAAAUCUGAUUGGAUCAUGCACGAAUACAGGCUAGACGAUAACAUCGUUGAAACGACUGUGUCCAAUGCUAUGGGGGAGGGGACACAAGAAGAAGGAUGGGUGGUAUGUCGUAUCUUCAAGAAGAAAAAUCACCACAAAACCCUGGAUAACCCCAAUAGCUCAUCUCUCGGUUCAGAGAGCAGGAACCAUAUGUUGAGUGCAUGCAACGAAGGAGAGUUGGAGCAGAUACUGGAACACAUGCGAAGGAAUUGCAAUGAAGAGGGUGUAGCAAACAACAGUUGGAGAUUGAUGAGGCCAAUCGAGACAGCCAUCAGCAAUAGCUACCCAGACUCAUUCAUGAAACUCCCAAGCCUCGAGAGUCCCAACUCCACCAGUAGCCAGAACUGUUAUCAACCCAUGAUGGUAGACAAUGAAGGGUCAAUCACAAAUCAGGUGAGUGGUGAUCCCAACUCAAGGCUCACAAACUGGGCAGCACUUGACCGGCUUGUAGCAUCCCAGCUCAACGGCCAAACAGAGACAUCUAGGCAAUUAGCCUGCUUCAAUGACCACUCCAUCUCCAUGGGCUACGGUAACCCCAGUGCUGAUCAUCAUCAUCAUGAUCUCCAAUCACCAGCCCUUCGAUACAACAGGUCUUACAAUGGAACUCAGGAUUAUAACAGCGAAAUGGACCUCUGGAGUCUCACCAGAUCAUCCUCAUCGUCCGACCCAUUGUGCCACGUGGUGAAUGCUAGUGUAUAACAGAAUAACCCUACUAUAAAAUCAUACCUUAGCUCCUAAAGUCAGAAGGUUAUUAUUACAGCAGUUAUGUUGAUGAGUAUAUAGAUAUGAUAAAUAAAAAUAAAGUAAUUUUUUUUUCCAUA
Gossypium raimondii (Peruvian cotton) is the source of this 1326-nucleotide messenger RNA. RefSeq names its product NAC domain-containing protein 43. The record is from RefSeq and is a predicted model, not a curated record. The coding region runs from base 71 to 1204 and encodes 377 amino acids. The transcript has 3 exons. Gene Ontology annotation, molecular function: DNA binding. Gene Ontology annotation, biological process: regulation of DNA-templated transcription. NCBI's taxonomy places the organism in Eukaryota, Viridiplantae, Streptophyta, Magnoliopsida, Malvales, Malvaceae.